This is a messenger RNA of Anopheles stephensi (Asian malaria mosquito), 23423 nucleotides long. RefSeq names its product protein split ends (gene spen). The transcript is spliced from 12 exons. The record is from RefSeq and is a predicted model, not a curated record. Lineage: Eukaryota; Metazoa; Arthropoda; Insecta; Diptera; Culicidae. Gene Ontology annotation, cellular component: nucleus. The coding region runs from base 690 to 20954 and encodes 6754 amino acids. Gene Ontology annotation, molecular function: mRNA binding. Gene Ontology annotation, biological process: regulation of transcription by RNA polymerase II.
AAACGAGGUUUCACUGUUAUUCUUGCGUUCACAUGGCAGCAGGGAGGCGCUGUGUCGUUCGCUCGCGUGAAGUUUGAAAUACAGUUAAAAAAGAGAAAAUUUACCAUCUAGUGUGUUCCAGUGCAUUGAUUGAAGCAGAUGUAAAUGUGUUCAUUCUGUGCAUAGGAGAAUAUCAUCCUAGUAGUAUGUGAAUGUGUGAAUGUUACUUCUGGCCACGAAUAAGCAGCUGGGAAGGAAAAGCGCUUCUCUUCGUUGCUUUAUCUGGCCGGAAAAUACCUCGAACCAGCGAGAGAGAGAGAGAGAGAGAGAAAGAGAGUUAAAGUGCGAGAAGUAGAAAAGUGUAAAUUGUAACCCAAAGUGAAAAGAAAGAAAUUGCAAAGCAAGCCAAGCCGCAGCCCCAGCCAGGGCUGAGAAUCAUCGACGCAAAUUCGACGCGAGAAUCUAAAGGUAACCUACCACUCAAGACUAAGAUAUCCUCAAGGGUGUAAGAUCACAUUAGGGAGUCCAAAAUCCUCUCAAAUCCCACCAUCAUACGCGGAAGAAGCAAAAUAUCUGCCCUUGCUUACUAGCUUAUUUGGUUGCGAUCUCAGCUCGCGGGGCACUAUACUAACGCAUUCAUCGAUUCGUCCUUCCGCGUUGAGCAUACCGCCAAACGAGAUCCGCCUCCAUGAAGCAUCAGAGGCUAGAAAAUGGUACGCGAGACUCGACAUCUGUGGGUUGGCAACUUACCCGAAACGGUACGAGAGGACAAGCUAAGGGAACAUUUUAAAAGAUCGACGAUCAGCAGCCAUCCACGGUUAUCGUCUGGGAGUGGAAGUAGCGGUUGGUUCAACGGGGGAACGACCAACAACAACAACGAUAAGAGCCCAACUUCCUCCCAUCAGCAUCCAUCCGGUUCGAUAGCCCCCUCGCAGUUGCAGGACAUUAGAAUAGGAGUCGGGCAUAACAACAGUGUAAACAGCAUCAAUAACAACAACAACAAUAACAACUAUGAUGGAUAUGCUGUAAAGCAGCAGAAGUCGCAACAAUCACUCCCGAAGUCUCAUCGAACCGGUUCGGAGUCGGAAUCGCUAAACGAUCCGCACCCACACCACCACUCCAACAACCUCAGCAGCCACAACCACCACCCUCUCAAUCAACUGCAAUAUCAUCAUCACCCACUGUCACGGAAUUCGUCGCCAGUGCUGUCCUCCAAUCCAACAUUGCACGGUCAUUAUCAGUCGCCUAAUCAUCACCAUCUACUGAAUAGUAGUGGAAGUAGCAGUGCUAGCGGUGGUGAUCGGGCACAUCUUCUCCAGCAGCAGCUGCAGCACCAUCAGAACCACCGGCAUCAGCGGUCCGCGUCACGUUCGCGAUCACGUUCGCCCAGCAGUAGAUCGUCUUCUUGUUCCUCCUCGACGCACAGUAGUGGCGGCGGGGCACCGAACCAUUCUGGGGAAGCUGGCACGACGACGAACCUCUCGGGACGCAGCAGUGGCAGCGGCAGCGGCAGCGGUAGUAGUAGUGGUACCGGAGGAGCAUCAUCGGUUGGACUGCUGCCCUCGCUGCCGACGCCCUAUGGCCGCGGCGAUACUGCUGCAAACUGCUCGCCACCAUCUCCUUCGACAACUGCAGCACUAAGCGUUGGACGGACUCUGCUACAAUCCGCCAUUUCCACGGCCGCUGCAGUAGCCGCAGCAGCAGCAGCAGCCGCCGCAGCAGCAGCAGCCGCAACAACAGCGCCUGCAGCAACAACAUUGCCAGCAGCAACGCACCUGGAGAGCAGCGGCAGCCACAGCGGCUGUGGCGACGGCCCGGACGGCGGUAACGCUAAUAAUGCAGCUAACGGCUCAGGCAAUCAAGGCAGAAGCAGUAGUAGCAGCAGCAGUAGCAGCAGCAGCAGCAGUUCCAGUAGCACCAGUUCCAGACACAGUUUUAGCGGUGCACCUGUUGGCGGUGGUGGAGGCGGAGGGGGUGCAUCGAGCACUAGCGUCACAACGACGUCGUCGACCGCUGGUGGAGCAGCAGCAGCAACAGCAUCUGCGGCAGCUCCAAUCAGUAGCGGCGGUGGAGGAGUCGGCGGCGGCGGCGGCGGAGGAGCCGGAGGAGGUGGCGGUGGAAGUGCGGGAGGAACAGGCAGUGGAGCAGCAGCAGUGCUCAGUAACGGGAGCAGCACUGUCGGUGGGAGCGCGAGCUUGAUCAAUUGUCAUUCGGACGACAACCGUCCGCUGGCGAUUUGCGUCCGAAAUUUGCCUGCCCGCUCGUCCGACACCUCACUCAAAGAUGGCUUGUUCCACGAGUACAAGAAGCACGGGAAAGUGACCUGGGUGAAGGUGGUCGGCCAAAGCACCGACCGGUACGCGCUCGUCUGCUUCAAGAAACCGGAAGAUGUCGACAAGGCGCUGGAAGUGUCCCACGAUAAGCUGUUCUUCGGCUGCAAGAUAGAGGUGGCACCGUACGCGGGCUACUACGACGUGGACGACAACGAGUUCCGGCCGUACGAGGCGGAGCUGGACGAGUAUCAUCCGAAGUCGACGCGGACGCUGUUUGUCGGCAAUCUCGAGAAGGACAUUACCGGGAGUGAGUUGCGCAAACAUUUCGAGUGUUUUGGUGAAAUCAUAGAGAUAGACAUCAAGAAGCAGGGUGUGAGCGCGUACGCGUUCUGUCAAUAUUCGGACAUAGUGAGUGUAGUGAAAGCGAUACGGAAGAUGGACGGUGAGCAUCUUGGCAACAAUCGCAUCAAGCUCGGGUUCGGCAAAUCGAUGCCAACUAACUGUGUGUGGCUGGAUGGGGUCUCGGACAGUGCAAGCGAGAACUAUCUGGCAUCGCAGUUCAAUCACUUCGGCACGGUGUCGCAGGUGAGCGUGGACCGGGACCGCAAGCUAGCGCUUAUUUACUACGAGCAAGUGCAGCAGGCGCAGGCGGCAGUGAAAGAGAUGCGCGGUGUGAUGUUGCGCGGCCGCAAGCUGCAGGUGGACUUUGCAUCUCGGGAGUGUCAGGAGGCGUUUUUCGAUAAGUUAGAUAAGCAACAAUCCGGGGGCAGUAUAUCGUCGUCGUUCGGAUCGCCCCGCUUCGGUGGCGUUACAGGAAUCGCUGGAGGCGCUAGUAAUAAUAGUAGUGUUAGUGGAAAUGUUAGUAAUAGUAACAGCGGCACCGGUGGUGGCACCAACAGUGCGAGCGUCAACAACAGUAGCAGUAGCAGUGGGAGCAAUAGCAACAGCAAUAUUUCGAUCCGCAACCGAUCCGGUGCGCCGUUCAGCCGUCCAGGCAAUCCGCUUAGUGGCAGAGGCGGGAGCGACACUACCGGGUCUGCUGUGAAUGCUAGCGUCGUCGGUGGAGGCGCCUCGCCUCGCGUUGACCCACUAACACUGGCGUCGCCCGCUUCGGCAGCGGUGGCCGCCGCCGCAUCGUCUGCAGCGGCCGGCGGUGGUGCUGGCGCCGGUAGUGUUAGUUCGCGGGGCGGUAACAGUGGGUCGUUAGGAGGUGGUGUUGGUGGUUCGUCGCGAUCACGAAACGUGAGAUACUCGAGCGAAGACUACUAUUCGGAAGGUGGUGGUGGUGGUGGUAGUGGUGAUAGGAGGUUUCGUAGCUACGACGAAUACAGUCAAGGAUCGGCCACCAGCUCGACGCACGAGGAUGAGCGGUACGAUCAUCACGAGCAUAAUAACGGCAGUGGUGGCAACAAUAAUGCCGGUACCACCGCUAGUAGUGCGCACGGUGGAUCCUCGAACGCAGGCUACAGUCGGAGUAGUAGCCUCAUCGAUCGAUUGUCCGGAGCUCACCAUCAUCACCACCACCAUAAUUCAUCAUCUUCCGACUCUCCACCCUCUUCGGCUACACCCUUGCCCGGUGGUAGCACUAUGGGUGCAGGAGCAGGAAGUAGCUGUUUGUCAUCCUCGAUACAAUCCCGCCUAGGUGGCGACGUUGAUCUAUCACCUUCGUCUACCGGUAGUAGUAUACGGAAACGCAGCGAGAAAAGCACAGGUGGCGACAGUAGCAACAUGCGUUAUCUGCAGAAGGAGCGUGUACAUAUAUUAGAACAGCUAGAAGAAUGCCCGUCCAGUGGCGAUGAGUUGGUGAGCCCGAAGAAGCGUAUCAAAUACAAUUCCGACGGACACCAUCAUCACCAUCAUCAUCACCAUCAUCACGGCAGUGAUUCCGAUCGAGAUCGCGAUCAUCAUCGCGAUCACCGUGAUCUUCGUGAUCCGUCACCUGGAACACCUGUUGCGGGUGGCGUCGGUGGUGGCCUAACUGCAUUAAACAGCAACAGUAGUAGCAGUAAUAGCUUGCAUCACUAUAACAGUCACCACCACCAUCACCAUCACCACCACGGCAACAACAACAGCGAUGGUGGAGGUAUAGGCGGCGGCAUUGGCGGAUCCUCCAUCAGUGGCAUUCAGUCAUCGUCCGCACUGACGCAUCGGAAAUCGAUGGAAGUACGUCGGCUGUCCGAGUGCAAUCUGCAAACAUCGAAGCAAUCGUCCUCGGCGUUGACUAUUGCAGGAGCUGGUGGUAGCCAUAGCAGGAGACCGUCCACCGAGAGCACAUCGUUACACCAGCGUCACGGUAGCAGCGGUAGCAGUAGCGGUAUCAGUGCUUCCAUUUCGCAACAAUCACACCUAGAGGGCGGUAGCAGCAAUCACUCGCUAUACUCGCAUCACUUGAGCAAACGGCGAAAAAUGAUUGCUGUCGAUGGUGGUAGCAGCGGCCUGCACACCGCAUCAUCCGGUGCGACAGCGAACGGUGGUGGUGGUGCAGGCAACAGUAACAAUGCUAGCAGCGGAGGAGCAGGAUCGUCAGCAGGAAGCGGAGGAGCGAGUAGUUUGACAACGUCGAACGAGCACCACCAUUCAUCGCGGGGUCGUGGCCACCAGCUACACUCGAUACAUUCUCAUGAGGCUAGUGGAGGGGAGAGUGCGGACGGUUCGCGACCCGGCACUCCGCUGUGCGACGAACGGCCGGAGAACCUGUUGCCUAGUGAACCGCGCCGUAUUCCGACGGGGCGAUCGUACAAUCAGGAACCGCUCGUACUUCCGCUACCCCGGUUUGCGGUGCAGGUGUUUCAGCAGAGUCGGCUCCACGCUUUACAGCAGCAACAGCAGACACCUUCGUCUGCGGGAGCAUCAGCCAGCGGUGGAAUGUCUGCCUCGUCGUCCUCAUCGUCAUCCUCAUCCUCUUCAUCUUCGUCGUCCGUUGAUCGGCAGACGGCAGCAAGUGGGAACAAUGCUGCCACUGCCGCCGCCGCUUCAUCCUCGACUGGCUCUUCGGCUUCUGGAGCGUUAUCCAGUGCGAACCAGAAUCACCCAUCAUCGUUUGCGUCCAAUUCUAGUCUGCAGAGCAAUAAUAGCGCCCUGUCCAGCCCACCGCCUGUUGGCAUAGCAUCAUCCAAGCUGACGACGCCGUUGCAAAUUAACACCAUGCAUGCAGCAGGGACGACAUCCGGGAGUAGCAGUUUUGGCAUGGCCGGAAACAGUGGAUUUUCGGUGUUGGACGCGGCAAACGAAAUGGUUCCAGCCAGUCCACCACCACGAGCUUCUUCUGUUAGCUCCACCUCCAGCGAUUCGAGUGAUCUUGGCCUUUCGCUUGACGAACGCAUCAAGACAUUGGAUGAGAAGUUCGAAAAGUGGUCCGGUAGCACACAAGCGGCUUCUGUUGGUCGGCUAGCCGUUGGCAACAGUGUCGCCGUCAGUAAUACCAGCGUUGCUGGAAGCGGCGUAAAUAGCAGUGGCAGUAUCAGUGGUAGCAGUUCGAAUGAUCUUCACUUCCUAAACGAUCGCCACCCCUAUUCCGCGAGCAGCAAAGGAUAUUCGAAUCAUCAUUCCUCCUCCUCUCUUCACCAUCACCACCAUCAGCAACAGCAGCAGCAGCAGCAGCAACAACAAUCGUUUAACAAUCAUAUUGCGGGAAGCAGCAGUUUGCUGAACCAUCACCACCAGCAUCACCAACCGGCUCACCAUCUGCAAUCACCACUGUCCGCUGGAUCAUCGUCUACCUCUUCCUCCUCCUUGGCGACCACGGGCUCGUCGUCUUACCGGCACAAGUUUCUUGAUCUCGACGUACAUGAACUUCCCCCUUCGGACAUCGUCAAGUCCGUUCUUUCGAAGAAAUCGAUCUUUGACGAAGAUCUCAAGCGGUUAGAAAAUAUCGACGACAAAUAUGAGCCUCGUGACUUUUCCAACUAUUCGAAAAACAGUGCCACUUUGGCUUCGGCUGCUUCGAUCGCUACUGUCCUGGGCAACAGCAUCACGGCUGCGAUCGGUGCUCCAGCAAUCGCCCCGCAAGGAGGAGCGACCCUGGGAUCUGUUUCACCCGUCAUAGUCAACAGUGUUGCGUCCUCGGCUAGUGCAUCUCCGGUGCAUCUGAAUUCUAUGAAAUCAGCAGCAGCAGCAGCAGCAGCAGCAUUAACGACGGUAACCACCGCUCAACAGCAAAAUCCAGCUGCUGGUGCGCCGGUUUCAACUGCAGUAAACACAACAGCUCCAACUUCUGCGACAACAACCGCUACAGAAGCAACAACAACAACCACAGCAGCAACUGCUACAGCUGCAGCAUCUGCAACAGCACCCAUCACCAUACCACGGGUUGGUGGCAGCAGCUCUUCAGUAUCACCUAUGAACAGCCCCCAGCCGUACAACAGUCCCAACCCGUCUGUAAAGUCUGGCCUUCAGUAUCCUUUUCCCAGUCAUCCACCGUUGGCUCAGCAAGCGCUAUCGCCGUCAUCUGGGUCUAGUGCUGUCACAACGACCACAGCAACAACCAGCACUAGUAGCAGUGGUGACAGCGCCACGAGCGUAACAGCGUCCCUGGAAGAUUCGCAGUCAACAACGACGGCUGAGGCGAACACAGUGGCAGUGAACAGUGCUGGCAAUGAUUCCAUCAGCUGCGCCAGCAGCAACGACAACGACUCAACAACAGCAGUUACGUCAUCCCCGUCCGUUAAUAAUAAUAGUAAAGAUAGCAGUAACAGUACGACAAAUGGUAGAAGUGCCGCUACUCCAGCUGCUGGUAUGGUUGCAGCUGGUUCAUCGACUAUUGCUACUACUAAUAAUAAUCACAAUGUGGCUAUCACAACAGUUGCUAAUGCUGCCGCCGCCACUGCACUAUUGUCGUCGUCGUCGUCGUCACCAUUAUCUUCGUUGUCGUCGUCAACCAGUAAACCAAAGACCAAUGUUUUAAAUAAAAGUAUUAGUUUAACGGAAAAAACAAGUACAAACGCUAGCGGUAACAACAAUAAUAAUUUAAUAAACAAUAGUGAUAAUCUAAAUAGUAGUAGCAGCAGCGGUGGUAGCAACGCUAGCACUGGUACUGGAUCUAGUGGUAACCAUCCGUCUUCGGCGACUGCGCUUGUAUCGUCGUCAGCAGCAACAGCAACGACCGUUGCGAGUCUACCACAAACGCAGACUCAGAAACAGUCCUCUUCUGUGUCGUCAGCAUCGUCAACCUCUUCUUCUUCGUCGUCGUCGUCGUCGUCAUCAUCAACAGCAGCAGCAGCAGAGUCGUCCAUUACUAGUAACUAUAAUGUGGUUGUGAAGAGUAGCAGUAGCAGCAGCAGCAGUAGCAGUAAUACUAAUGCAGUUGCGAACAGCGUACCGGGAAGUACAAACGUUGGUACGAUUAAGCUGGGCACGAGUGGCAAUGGUGAUGGAAGUGCACCACCAUCCCAUGAAGUAGUACCGCCUAUGCAUUCCAGUAGUAAUAGUGGAUCGCAGAGGGAGGAAUCCUCUAGCAACAAAACUACCAACAGCAGCGGCAGCAAACAUCACAAGGAUCGACGAAAACUAUCCACCGCGUCGUCUACCUCAUCGACAUCUUCGUCGAGUGUAGUAUCGUCUCCGAAUCCCGCCUCAGCUAGUUCCGCCAGUGGCUUGAAUGUAGCGGAUGAGCAGCCGGAAGAAGUGACGGCACCAUCAACUGCCUCGACAUCGUCAAAACAUUCGAACAAAUCGAGCAAGUCUAGCUCGCACAGCCACCACCAUCAUCAUCAUCAUCAUGGUGAGCAUAGUCACCGAAGUAGUGGUAGCCACCAUAACCACCACCAUCGUCAUCACAGUGAUAGCAUCAGCAGCAACAGCAGCAGUGGUAGUAACAGUGGGAAGCACUCCUACAAAGACCACGACCGUAAUCACGCGUCUGCUGGCAAUGAACACCCAGCUACUGGCGGUGGAUUGUCUGCCACGAACAGCAGCUACAGAGAUGAGUUCGAUCGUCUGAAGCAGGAAGCGGCCUCAGCGGCUGCAGCAGCAGCAGCAGCAGCAGCAGCUAACAAUGUUGAUCGUCACACACCAGGUGGACCGGUGAAGCGCAGGGACAAAGAUCGAGAGGAGCGACCUAGCAACGAUGAUGAGACGCGAAAAGGGAAAGAAGACGGUGGCAGCGCGCAUGUGGAACAUCGUGAAAAGGACAGCGAUCGUUUUGGCGGUGAAAAAGAUCGUAAAGACCAUCAUAAGCGAGGGGAUGACACCGUCAAAGAACACGAGAAAGAUCGUCGUAAUGCGAAAGCAAGCAGCGGGAUGUCGAACAACGAUUCCGAGCAAUCGAAAGAAUCAUUGGCACACAAAAAUCAUUCGCAGUACCAUCAGGACGAAUCUUCACACCAUCAUCACCAUCAUCGAGAACGGUCGUCGGAUAAGGAUCGUCGUGAUCGUGUUAACUCCACUGGCAGCGGUUCGCCAGUAAGAAGCUCGUCGAAACGACGUCUUAGUUCGCAGGACAGCGUAGAAUCAUCGUUGGAGGAAGCAACGUCGCUAAAAAAGAUACGUUCGAGCGCUACGCAGGAAGGGAGUUCCGCUGUUCCGAUGCUUUCGUCCGGUGGCAAUGGAUCGAAGAGUAGUGAAAGGCGAGAAUCGGGUAAAGAGAGCCGCCGGGAGAGCAGCAAAUACCAUCAUCACAAAAGUAGUAGCCGAACGGUGGAGGGGGGUGGCACGGCUAGCGGAGGUAGCCAUAACCACCGUUCAGAAAAGAUCUCAUCCAAAUCCGGCGGAGCUAGUAGUGGUGGUAAUGUUACUGCGGUUGCACCAGUCCCUGCGACAACCGUGAACAAUAUUGGCUCCAUGGAGAAAGGACCUUCGGCUAAGCACACAGAAAAUCAUGUGAUCGAGAAACAACAGGCUUACUUGCUGGAGGAGCGUCGCAAAGAGAUCAUGCUAGCAAAUGAAGAUCACCAUCAUCAGAUUGGUGCUGCUGCUGCUGCUGCUGCUGCUGCUGCUGCAGGUGGAGCAAUCGCUAGUUCAGGCGUUGGCAAUAUUGGCAGCAGUGGCGGUGUAUCCCAUCACCAUAAGCGCAAGGAACGGUAUCACGAUAAGCACAAGUCGAAGAAAAAUCGCGAUCCUUCUCGUGACAAGGAAAACACCCUGAAUGCAAACUUCCCUGCCGAUAGCUAUGGCGAAAAUCGAUCCACCAGCGACGAAGAAGAACAGAGCAGGAUACGCUACAAAAAGGAGCGGAAAGAGUUACAGGAGUUUGCGAAACAGCGCCAUCAUAGUUCCGGCGGUGGCAGCACUGGCAUUGGACUGGAUGGCAUAGACUACAAGCUGGCUGUCAAUAAGCUAAACUGCGGUAGCAGCGGUGCUGGCAGAGUGGAUCGCAAAUCUUCACAGCCCGUAAGCCGGGCAGAAUCUUCUGCCGAAGAGGGGCGGGAGAAGAAAAAAUGUCGAUCGAACAGUAGUCGUAAGGCGAACAGCUCUGAUACGGAUGAUUCGGAUGAACCGAAGAAGCAUUCAAUCUUCGACAUUCCCGACGACGGACCGAAUAUAUCCAUGUACGACAAAGUGAAGGCUCGGUCGUGCAAAAAUAUGCAGAAACAGGAGGAGGAAAAGAAAAUCAAAGCCAAGUUUUCCCAGCUUAAGCAAUGUAGAGCAAAGCGGGAGGGUAAAAACCGAUCCAAAAGCUGGGAGGAAGGCGACGAUUCCGAUUCCGACGCGAUGCACUCCGACACGACGAUUAACAGCAAGUACAAUCACAAGGACCCUAACAAGAGUGGCAUGGUAACAACGACCGACGACGAAGAUCACGCGUCGACGACACCCCGAUCGCGACGCAAUUUCAAGGGUUCGUCGCUGGCUUCCGAUUCGGACGACGGUCCUGACCAUCCGAACCAUCAGCGCACGGCGAUCUUUAAUCGCGAUCGGUUAAACGAUCUGUGCGAUGAUGAGAGCAGCGAAGGUGGUGGAAAUUUGAUGCUCCACAGUGUGGGAGGUGGUGAUGGGCGCGAUAAGGUGAACCGUGACCGUGAUCAUCGGCAACAGAAACAGGAUUACCACGAGAAGAAUGCUCGGCGCAGUUCCGGGGAAGAGAAGAAGUCAUCUCGCAAGAAUUCUCGUUCGACGCGUAUACAAUCAGACACGGAAACGGACGAUGAAGCGAUAUCGCGUGACAGAUCCAAGAUGAAGGUAUCGACGGGCGUCGGUCGGUUGGAGAGUAGCAUGAUUUCGGAUGCUGAGUUCAACCACAUCAACGAUAACAUUGGACGAAUGUUUGCUAGCAGUUCGGAAACCAAUGAACAGGACGUUAAAAUCAAAAAGGAAGUUAAGAGCGAGGAUGAGUGCGUAAUGGAUGGUGGAAGCAAGAAGGGGGGCAGCACCAACGUUCCAAUAUCGCUGCCGGCUGCUGUAAAUCUUGGCGAUGGCUUGAAACAAGCCAUGGUAGGCGAAGAUCGUAAACCAUCCUCUUUCGCUCUUAUCGCCAGCGAUAUAUCGGACGAUGAUUUGGUGAAAACGGUAGUGAAAUCGGAGUAUCCGCCACACAACUCCAUUUCGUCCCUGCCAGUAGUAGCACCUACAACCGCAUUAAUUUCAUCGAUCAAACGCGAGCCGAUCGAAGGUUUGAACUCGUACAAGUCAUCCCAGGAACGCCAACAACAGUUGUGCGAUCAAUCCGGCUCGGAUGGUGCUGACUUAAUGCAUCAAAUGACAUCCAAAGCUGACACGACCCAAACCGAGUCAAAGAAGAGACACAAGAAAAAGCAAAAGCGCAACAAAGGUGGUCUGGACGGAAGCGGAAGUUACGAGCAGCAGCUGGAGAAAGAAAUGCCUGCAGCAGCAACGCUCAAAACCGCCGACGUGCGUGGUGGUGGUGACACCGAAACGAUUGUGGCUACUGCUAUGGCUCAGUUUAACUCCACACCAUCGGCAGUUGGAGCUGAUAGUCUUAACAGUAGUAGCAAUGUUUCACUGAUGGGUCUCUCUGCUGGCGGCGGCAUCAGUCAUCAGCAGCAAACAUCGAACGUUGCUACCUCUAUCCCGGCGCAACCGAGUGAAGAUUCGAAGAAAUCAGCGAGCGAAGACCAUCACUCGUCUUCGUACAACAAGAAAAAGCACAGCAGUGGAAAGAAGGAGAAGCGCCGCGAUCGGUCGAAAGAAGAUCACGAGAAAUCAACAUCCUCCUCGUCGAGCCGUUCGAAAAAAUCGAAAAAUCGCCACAAGGAAGGUGGAAGCGGCGGUGUUAUUACCCUUGGAGGCAGCGGUGUGCCUAGCAAUGUCGGUGGGAAUGGUUCAGGUAGCGCCAACAGCAAAUUCCUCGAUAUGGAACUGUUUGGCCCGAUAUCGGACGAGGAGUCGCAACACUCGUCCGUGGAAACGGAAGCAUCCCACGGUAAGCAAGGUUCUGUUGAACCGGAUGAGGCCAAGGAGGAGGAUGUACUCCACCAAACGGCGGAACAUAAGGACCGAGGAGCUGUCGGAGCGGACGGAGGGCUACCAAUGUUGAUGGGCGAGCUUUCCAGCACCAUCGCGGAUAGUCAACAAACCGGUAGUGGCAAGCAGGAGUUAACUUCUACCUCGACGCUACCGGGCGCCACAUCAGCUGCUGAUUCAUUCACUGACAAGGAGGCGCGCAAGCGCAGCAAAGAGAAGAAACGGCGUGAUCGUGAAAAAUUGCGUGUCUCGAUGGCGAUGCUUAAAGAUGACGAAAACAGUGUUGAUUUGGAUGAAGCUGGUAGAGCGCUGGAGGCGCAGCUGAUGAGUGAUACCGAUCAGAAGGUGGAAGAAGUGUCGCCGGCAUCUACUAUUGCCAGCGCCUCUCUCAGCGGAAAGCGAUCCUCGGUCGAUGUGUUGGACGUUUUUCGUUACACGGAUGGCGAUGGCGAUGACAGUAUGGAGACGGCAUCGUACGGAGAAAAGAAGGACGUUGCAUCAGCUUCGUCAAUGGAGCACAACCGCAAAGAUAAGAAGAAGAAAAAGAAACGCGGAAAAGAGGACAAACACAAACAUCAUCACAAUAGCUCCAGCUCGCUAGGUAGUGGCAUUAAUACGUCUGCAAGCAAUGCAAUGGGUAACAGUAUUGCACACAGCAGCGGGUCUACGCUAGCGCCGCUAGCUGACGGAAGUAGCAGCGUGUCUCACAGCUCUACCUUCGGAAGUAGCAAUAAUGGCAACCAAGCGAACAGUCACUCCAAACCACAACCUUCCACAACGACACCUGUCACGCCGUCGAUCAACAAACUGUCGCUCGAUAUCAUUUCUGCUCAGCAGGAUGAUUUGAAACAUAACUUCAGCAAACCGUCGCCGAGUUUGCCCUGUCUGCUGGACGAAAGUCCACCGCCGUCCAACAAACAGCAGCUGACAGCGCAAAUGAAUGCUCGCGAGUCCACGACCACCGCCGGCACAGGAAGCUCCGAUGAGCGAAUAACAUCAUCCUCGCCCUUGCCCGUUCUUACCGAGGCUAAGCGGGAAGCUACUUGCUCUACGCCAACAUACGAGAUGGAAAAGGCAUCGGUGGCCCAGAAAUCACAAGACAUGCCGGACGACAAAUCGAGCUCUUUUGUAGGCGGCACUAAGCACAAGUUUGAACAGGCGGAUAGUAAAACACAACCACUUCCAGUACCGCCAUUCGGAUACGACCUCGACGAACAAUUGCACGAAAAAGCAGUAAUGUCUAUUUCGGGCGAAUUCACCGAUAAGCUAGGCAAAUCGGAUAAAGCAAGUACGCUGGUGGAAGGUAAGGAAGUCGAGCUGAAGCAGCACGCGCACGAGAAGCAGAAACCGGACGAGUCAAAGUUGCUGCUCAUCGAAGAAAAAUCACGCGUAGUGAUCUCGCAGGAGGAAACGGAAGAUGCGGUAGCGGCAUUGCUGGGAGAGAGUUUCGGCACUUCCAACACGCCCGAUUUCUCCGACAUGUACAGCGAUCCGGUUGAGGAAGAGCAGUUGUCUUCUCAGUUGCACGUCGAAGACGAGCCGCCCCAGAUACCGGAGGAGGACGACGAAGAGAUGAAGAAGGCAAUCAUGAGCCUGAAUGCGGAAGAGCUGGACAUGAAGCAGGCGGACACGCCGCAAUCGGAGCAUGAUCUACAGAUUGACACCGACACUGAGGACGCGAACCUAGAGGACGAUCAUGCGUCCAGCUUGCUACGGUUCGAUAAUCCACCAAAAACACCCGAUGUUGAUUUGAGUCAGAUUGGCAAACCUUUGAUCGAAGGCUCGCAGCCGAGUAAAGUGGGCGAGAGCCCAACGGCAACGACGGCUGCUGCUGCGGCGACUGCGGAAAGCAACAGUGCUGGAAGCAAUGCAACGAAAAGGGACGAUUCGAGUGGGAAGUUGGAAAUGCCCGCUACGCCGGGUAAGAAUGUGGCGAUGGCUAGUGAUUCGCCAUCGCAAGCCAGCUCGGACGAAGCAUCUGCUCCUCCUUCGGCGGUCAAACUCGUCAGUGCACGUCCUCCGACAUCAAGAACAUCAGCACCCAUACUGGAAUCAGCGAAAGUAAGCGCUUCUUCCAAGGGACAGUCGGUUGUGCCUGACGGUGUGUUUUCGGUCAAUCUACAAAAUCAGAAAAUCAUUAUACCAACGACGACAUCGACGUCUCCGAGUGCUAAGGAGCGAUCAAUCGUGUCCUCUGUUUCGAACACAGUGGAUGCGAAAUCUAAGGCCAUUGGUGUUGAAUCCAGUUCAACGACAACAACGACAACAACAACCACGUCGGUGUCAGUACCAUCGUCAACGAAUCAGUCGGCAAUUAAACUACACACAUCAAGUCCAACCACUCCCCAAAGUCCGCGGUCGAUCAGUGCCGGAUCUCAACCAUCAGUAUCCCCAGUCACUGGACUUGCAUCGGCAGCUAGCUUACGCCACCAGUACGUUGUGCAAACGCCACCGACAAUCACUAUUCCGGAGCAGCAACCGGUCAUCUAUCAUCCCGCGUCAACAUCCGCGGAUGCUACUCCUCGAGGAGUCGGCCCACCAGCAGCAACAUUGAACAGCGGUGGUAGCAGUGUGCAAUCGCCAAAACAACUGCACAUCGCUCCACACUCUCCAUUUGCACGCACAUCAUCGCCGACUGCAGUGCGGCAAGCGGCAAAUAGUGGCAACCGUCAGUCACCGCAGCUUAGUCCUAUCAUGCAGUCGGGAAGCAGUCCCCAGGCGAUGAUUAUUCACCAUGGUGGACACAUGGUAGUACAUUCACCUAAUGCUUCCCAAGUACCGGGCGGUUCGCCGAUUGGACAAGGAGGUUUCCUAUCUCAAAAAUCGGUAACACCGGUGACGGUGCCAGGAGCUGGACAUCAGUAUCCACAUCAUCAUCUGUUGCAGCACCAUUCCUCACCGGGAUCGCGAAUGCCCUUAGCGGCAGGAGGACAGCUGAAAACCGUAGCUAUGGCAGGAGGAUCGACGAAACCGAUCGAGCAACAUCCGAUCAAAGCACAGUUCGGCAGUGGUGGUAGCCCUGGCACAACAAUGCAAAGAAUCAUUACGGCCAGUGCAGCACCAGGCUCUCCGUCGGCCAUGUCCGCAGUGGGAUUAGACUCCACUCCUACCAAAUCCAACAUCGUGGUAAACGCAACGAGCAUCAGCUCAACGGCAUCAAUAUCACAUACGACUGGCAAAUCGAUAGACACUUCGCCUAAAACUACGCCAACGGUAGUUGUGGCAUCGUCCACGCUGGGCGGAACACCGAUUAAGACAAACACGGUUGUGACACACCCGCCACUAAACAUAACAUCAGUAACGCUUGCUCAGCAAACUAGGCAGCAGUCGUCAAUGACUGUCACUGCAGCUAAAGGUACGGCACAGGCUCAAUCCGCAACAACUGCUGGAGCGUACCAAAAAUCAUUUGGAGAGCAAAGCACGGCCAGCAGCAAUACGGUGGCCAAGGGAAAACCGUCGGAUAUCAAAACGAGUCCGUUGUAUGGAGCUGCCAAUAAUGCAAUAUCAACAAUAACAUCCAAUCCUAACCAUCAACCAAUGACACCAAUCACGUCGGAACCGGCGAGCGCCAAAUCGUUGUUCGCCUCCGAUGAGUUGUUGAAAGGAUCGGCAGCUAUCAGUACACUUUCGGCGGAUCAAAUCAAAUUCGAGUCGGAAAGGAAGGAGAGCUUGGACGAGAAAAAAUCCGGCGACCCGAUGCCAGCCUUGGACGAUUCGAAACCACCGUCGUCGUCAUCAUCGGCGCUGGUGGCAACUGCUGUUAACGUGGAUGAUCAGGAAACCGAUUCGAAGGAGGACAGCGAUUGUUGGUCUGCAAAGGAGAUCAACAUCGAUUCUGUCAUCAAGAAAGUCGACGCGCUGUGCUCGGAAGAUGAUUCAUCCUCUUCGCAACCGAUUGCUACGGUUGGUGCAGCAGUGAGCAAUACCGGUGCUAUCGAUACGGCGGCUUCCACGAUCGAGAUGGUGGCCAAAGGCGGUGGCGAAGAUAUUACCCUCAAAACGCCAUCGAUUCAUCAGGAAGACUCUAAGGCCGAUUCUGUGGACAAGGGAGAUGCUGCAGGAGAAUACAACAAGACGUCGGACGUGGUUUCGGCGAAGUCCGUUGUUUCAGCUGAAGACCAACGUUCCCAUGCGGCUGAGGAUGAGGAAGCUGACGAGGCAGCAACCGGCGAAGUAUCGGAGAAGGAAAAUGUUGCCCGUGGCAGCAGCACUGGCAAGCGUGGUGGACGACCUCGCGGAGGACGUAAAACAUCGGAAAGCGGUCACAGCACUGUUGCUGGUGGUGAAAAAGCCGGCGGUCUCGUUGGGGCCGACCAAACGGUGCUUGAAACAGGCAUUCAAACUCGAACCAGAGGUGGAAAAGCUCCUGGCGGAAAACGUGGUCGUGGUGGGCGGGGUGGCGGUGCGCGUGGAGGUGGUACAGCUGGAAUGGUAAAUGUAUCACAAUCGGUAACCACUCCGCUAACGACGACAACACUGACUCCAGGAACACCUCGGCCCGUUGGUGGAGCAAAGGCAGGAAUGCAUAUGGGCGGUGGGUCGUCCGAUGUCUAUGAGUUCCACGAUGAUUCAGGGGAGGAUGUUUCCAGCUCGGACAAGAUGUUGCCUGGCGCCGGACCGGAUGGUGCUCGCCCACGGUUGAUUUUGACCAUCAAAAAUCAGGCUGCCGUUACAACGGCAACACCAACCGUUGUCACUAGCAGUGCUCCGGCAACAGUGAUAGCUACAACUGCUGCGAUCACGACUAGCUCUAGCAGUCCUGCAGCAACGCCUUCGGUAGUGGCCACGACAGUCAACACCAGUGUGGCUGCAAACACGGAACCAUCCGCUUCCUCUACGAUCACUUCCACCGUGGCACAACAGCAGGCAACUAUGUCCACAAACGCGCCUUUGCUGGCACAAAAACCGCAAAAACUGCAGCAACCUCCACAACCGCAUCUGCAAGCACAGCAACAAUCGCAGCAGCAGCAGCAACUGCAGUCCUUACAACCAACACCGCAAUUAUCGCAAGCUUCCGACGAACCUCACGGUUUGUCGAACGCGACGGACGUUGUCGGCAAGGAACCGAAGGAGGAGCAGCAGGCCUCGAUGGCUGUGAAUGCGGUCGGUAUUCUAUCGGCGGCAGCAGUAGCUGCGGCAGCGAAUACAAGGAAGUCGAAGCGACUUUUGGAGAAGGAUGGACGCAGCACCAUCGACGACAUCAUCGAAGAUGUGAUUCGCAACGGACCUUCGCCGAAGGUUGCUGGUGCUGGCGUUGGGUUGCAACAGCAGCCACUGCCGCCACCAAACCAGUCCGGCGUCGUACUAGUACCGAAUGCGCAACAACCACAGAGCAUGGCUCCGCUUGGCCUGCAACAUCAGCAGCAACCGGCAUCGACCAUUCUAACGGCCAACCAAGCGGUCGGUUUGGUGCAGCAGCAACAGCCACAGGUGGUACUACAGCAGCAGCAGCAGCAUAUUGUUGGUGCAGGUGCUAUUGGCGAUCAACAGCAGCCAGGCGUUCAUACGACGCGUCGCACCACUCGCCAGAAUGCAACGACUUUGAAUACACCGACAGCUGGGUCAGCCGAUAUGCGUAAAUCACCGCGCAGCACUCGUAAGGGUAAGGACCGUAAAAUUUCCGAAACAUCUACGGAUAGCAGUGACGAGAAGCCCCAGCAAGUGGCACCGUCAUCUAUGGCGGGAAGUACGGUUAGCAUGAAGCUAAGCCAGGCGGAUGCUAAGGUGUCGGACGAUAAGCAAGUCGUUGGUUCACUGUCCGCCACAACGCCUGUAACGCCCAGCAUGCAGGUCUCACGUCCGAACGAGACAGCAUCGUUGGCGGAUAAAGCAAAGUCGGAAAAACUGAAAUCGACGGACGAGGCGAAGGCACCUACCGAAAUUGGAAACGUUUCGCAACCCAACUCACUCACCCUGAUCGAUCCGGUAACGGGGGAGAUGGCAGUGGUGCGCCACAGUAAGGAAGGCCAGUACGUACCGAUGCCGAAUGCACCGCAGCCCCUGAAGAAGGUGAUUGCGGCUGCUGCAGCAGCGGAACAGCUGAAGUCGGCUGGCAAUGUAUCUCCUUCGUCACCGGUUCCGAUGAGCAAUAGUAGUAGUUCGCCAACAGCACCGAACCGUAUCGCUUCGGUGCCUUGUUCAGUUUCAUCGCCCACGUCUUCGGCUUCGGGAAUGUUGCUUACAACGAACAAGCCGACUACGGUUGUAUCAUCACCUCAACAACUGCAACCUAUUGUCGCGGCCAAACCGCAUACCUUGAAGUCGCAUGUUCUUAACUCUCAACAAGCGUUGCAACAGCAACAACAACACCAACAAGUUGUUAUCAAACCAGGACAGCAGCCGCCCCAAUCGGGUGUGUUGACGACGCAACAACAACAGAGCACAACGUUUGUGCCGUCCGGUCAAAUGGUUGGCGGGAAGACGAUUCAUCCCACAACGACGUCGGCUGCUCCGUUGAAGCUGACAACGCAACCCAUAACGUCUACGGCGCAUGGUCAGCCGCAACAGAUUAUAAUACACAAUGCUGUUGCGGGUCAACCGCAGCCGCACGCAAUGGGCAAGCAAACCAGCAGCAGCAUUGCCGGAAAAUCACCAGCAGGCACAAUGCUGCAGCAGCCGCCAGGUCCUGGUGGGACGGGUAGUAGCAACAUACAGUUGCAUCAACACACCGGCACUGGCAACCUGCUAAUCAACAUACCAUCGAACAUGCAUUCGGCAACCGCCGUGCAAAUGUCCCCACGCUUGCAACAACAGCAGCAACAGCAGCAGCAGCAGCAAAUGGUGAUCGCCAACGCGAAGCAACUACCAGGCCAAGCUACACAGCAUCAGCAACAACACAAGCUUCAUGUAGUUCAGGCAGCUGGUGCACCCGGCACUGCACCGCAGCAAAUCAUAAUUCAUCGUGGAAAGCCCGGUACGGAAGGCACCGGAACGGUGCAGCAAAUACCCGUAGGCUACACAACCGUCCUUCAAAGUGGUAGCAAAAUAAUCCAACAGUCUGCAUCGGCCGUCCCUGGCCAGCAGGGACCGGCGGCGGGUGGCACUGGUCCGAUUGUAACGCAAGUGCAGCAGCACAUACUGAGCAAGCAUCCAACCACCGGCCAAACGAUACAGAUUGCUACCACGGGCGGUGGACCUCCGGGAAUACCGGUACACUACCAAACGGUACAGCCCCCAGGCCAACCGACGAUCGUACACAAAGGCUCAAUCGCCACCGUGCAGCAUAAGCUCAUGCAGCAAGCAUCGGCCCAACAGCAGUCGCAGGUGCAGCAGCAGCACAAGGCAGUAGUCGAUGGAGCACCCAUCGGUUUGCACACGAUCGCAGGCAAAACAUCGAUCCUCCAUCAGGUGCCCACGGCGGGCGGAAAGAUUGUGCAGAUCCAGUCCGCACAGCAACAGCAGCAGCAGCAAACGGUGAAUGCGCCGGGUUCAGUAGUAGCACCGGGACUCGGUCUCCAGCAGCAUCCACAACUACAACCCGUCGGUCUAUCGAAGCUGGCAAACCAUCAUGUAUCGACACCGUCGCCACCAGCUCAACAGCAGCAGCAGCAGCAGCAGCAGCAACCGCAGCAACCACCGACGAAGGGCAUGUCUCCGCUGCUCCAUCAGGCACCACAGAUACUGACCGGUGCCGUUGCAAGUCCUCCAUUGAAGCAAUCUCAUCUGCAAGGCCAACAGCCAAUUGUUGCGGGUGCGAGCAGUACACGCGUUGCUCUGCCAACGAUAAGCCCGCAGGGCCAGUCGGGACAUCCGCAAAUGCCACAGGGAACCAUUCAGCGGCAUAUUCUCGCGACGCCAGGAGCGAUCUACGAAGCUGCUAACUUGCGUGGCGAUAUGACUGGGUUCAUCAAUCGCGGGCAGAGUCCUCCGCCGGCACAUCAGCAAACAUCUCCUAUCACUCCGGUUCAUGGCCCAGAUGGUGGAUUCCGUGGCGGUAUGCCGAGGGACUAUGUCAAGUACAUGUACCGUAGCAACAUCUCGAUACCAAGUAGGUCUCCCAUGAGAGAGAUGGAACUGGAUGAAACGGUCGCUGCCAGUCCACCGCUAGAGCUGCGUCGUCCAUCGAGCGGACCUCGAACAACGGCCGUCCCGCUGAGUCUGCAAAGUCCUGGUGAUCGUGUAACCGAUUCGCCACAAGGAGCCCAGGUGUACAUGGGAAGUGCGCGUAUACCGCAUCCCUAUCCUGAUUCGUUGAACGCGCGCUACUACGAACCAACGAUCGGUGGCCCGAACGGAGGCAACGGAGGACCGAGAGCGCUGAGCACGGAGCCACCACCAGCGCACCGUCCGCAUAACCUGUCGACCGCCGGCUACGCUGGUGCUUCGUACGCGGUCACACCGAGUCCAACGCCACCGCCAUCGGCUUCCCCCGCAACCAUGCUGCACAUGCAGCGCGAACGGGAUCAACAACAGCAGCAACAAGUGGCCGCCGCCGCCGCAGCGGCUGCUCUUGUGCAAACCGCCACCGGUCAGCGGUUGGCGGGAGAACGGGGUACGGCCCAGGUGCAGCCAGGCAGCGGAUACUACUAUCGCAGCGAGGUUGUGGAACACGAAAUGUCCGACCAGCAGCUGCAUCCCGUAGCGCUCGGUCACGGUUCGUCCGCGGCAUCCGCACCCUUACCAGCUCACACUGGUGGCAUGCUGCCGGCGAUGGCGACACCACACGCCGUUGCGAUUGGCGGACGCAGCAUACAGGUGGCCACUCCACCGAUCAUCGGCGGUGGUGGUAGUGGCGGCAGUAGUGUUGUGGUUGCGUCUAUGAGCGGAAGCGGUGCUAGUGGCAGCGUAUCGCCAAUGGUUUCGGUCGUUCCGACGCCGCCCCCUGUUCAGAAAGAUUCGCUGGACGCGUUGCUGCAGCGAUAUCCGGUGAUGUGGCAGGGACUGCUGGCACUGAAGAACGAUCAUGCCGCCGUACAGAUGCACUUCGUGUACGGCAAUCCGAACGUGGCGGGAAGCUCGCUGCCAAGCAACAGCGAUGGAUCGACGCCUCCGUUGCGCAUCGCUCAAAGGAUGCGCCUGGAACCGGCGCAGAUCGACGGAGUUGCUAGGAAGAUGCAGAUGGUCAACGAACACUGCAUGCUGUUAGCGUUGCCGUGCGGUCGCGAUCGUAUGGAUGUGCUGCAGCAGCAGAACAAUCUGCAGACCGGCUUCAUCACCUACCUGCAGCAGAAGCAGGCCGCCGGUAUCGUCAACAUAGCGGCCCCGGGCAGUGCACAGGCGGCGUACGUUGUACAUAUAUUCCCGUCGUGCGAGUUUGCCAACGAAAAUCUGGCCCGCAUUGCGCCGGACCUGAUGCACCGGGUGGCAAACAUUCAGUACCUGCUAAUCGUGAUUGCAACGGUGUAAGAAGACGAAGAAGCAAACAAAAUAAUCGCAUUAGUAUAUUUUUUUGUAUACUGGCAAAGUGCAUGUCCAAACGAAACAAAACAAAGCAAAACAAGCAAGCAAAGGCAAACAAACAAUAACACACACACAACACCGGUUUGUGAGAAGAACAAUACAUGAAAAUGAAUAUUUACAAAAAAAGAAAACAAAAGAAAACAUCACGUGCCCCCGGUUACAAAGAGAAGAAGAUUUAAACUGGUUUUAAGAAGCAUUUCUACCGAGAGCUGUAAGCUGUGUGUUCAAGCGAAGAAAAAAAAAAGAGUCGUAGCGGAGAUAAUAUUAAAACUAAAAGCAAGUAGAACUCCCGUUUGCGCAACUGAUGUGAUUUACGCAUAAUAUGUAUUGAGUAUUAGCUCCUGCUAGCAAAAUCUGCGCCCACCAUCAAUCAAGUCCUAAAGCGCCAACACUUGCAGAAGAAGCUACCCCACACCAAUAAGGAGCACUCUCACUGUGUGCUGUUCUACCACAAAAGUAACCUUCAAAUGGAGCACACUAACGGAUCGAGUUAAACAACACCCUUCAUUAGGAGGCUAUUCAAUUGAAUGUGCAGAUUUAUUGGCUGUUUCACUGUAAAUCGUGGUUUUAAAAUAUUUUACCUAUUUGAGGCAAUAGGAACACCGGAACACUGGCAGGCGGCAUGGGGGGAUGUGUUGUGCGCUAGCUUGAAAGUAGGACGACGACAGACGGGAGAAGAAAUCAUUAGUGGCGCGCGCCGUUCACCGUGCCUAGCUUAACAAUGAUGAUAUAUGCAACCCACCAUAAACCACUGAGGGUGCGCGCACUUGCUCUUAAAGUGUGACCAUUUUUAACCACAAACAUACCACUAGUGAAAGAGGGGGGAUAAAAGCGCCCCAUUAGCACGAAGACGACGAUAACGAUGUUGACGACGUCGAUCACACAGAAGAGGACAAAAACCCCCAUCUUCGAUAUGCGUGUAGAAGCAUUCGAAGAACGAUGAUGAUGACGACGACAAUGAUGAUGAUGAUGAGGAUGAUGUUGGUAAUAUAAAUUAAUGUUAAAAGCAAAAAAUACGCGCUCAUACACCAACAAACUACUGCAACAACUGUGAGAGGGAGGAGGGGGUUGUAUUGGUUGGUUGGUUGGUUGGUUGAGAAUGAAGCCGGACCGGAAAAAAGUAAAAGCAAAGUAGUAUUUUAAGGAAGCAACAAAUAAACUUUAAAUCGCAAUGUACAUACAGUAGUAGUGGUAGGGCAAAGGAGGUCAAGCAAAACAAAAAUCGCAUUGAUAAUAUGUAGUUGUGUAAGGUACGGAUAUAAAAGAAUCAGCAAACAUGUUGUGUAUUUCGUUUGAUUGUGGUGCGAAAGAUGCAGAAGGAGGGAAGAGACUAGGUGUGUGUGUGUGAGGGUUGUGUAUAAGGCGCAAGGUGGGCCGAGAACUUGGAGCAUCAAGCGAGACAGUUAAAGUUUUGUGUUUUUUUCCUUCUGCAUCUUUCCUACACGAUCGUGUGAUCGAAAGUUGUAUAAACUGAACACACACUCACACACACAAACACACACACACAGAUACAUUAUUAGUAAUGUUAUUAAUCGCAGAACUACGAUCGGAUUGCAGUUAACAGAAACACACACAAGCUCACAUACAUACAUACAUACAUACAUACAUACAUACAUACAUACAUACACGAUACAGACAACCGCACACCACAUACUACACUGCAAACGGUUAUAUGAUAUGCAUAGGCAUAGGGAGGAAGGAGGAAUGAUGCCCCCAUCAUUCGCAUUACAAGCGAAACACUGUGCGGUCCCCGUGGUGUGUGUGUUCCCGUUUGCUGCAACAGCUGCACUUUUGCAACAUGGUGUGUUAGUGUGAAAGAGUAAUGUAAAAAGCAAACACAUGGGCGGCGGCACGCACGGACCGCGCCAGGAGUAUCGAUUUGAUCGUAGCGUAAAUAUUCAGACACACACACACAGACACACACACACACACUAUGUAAUAUUUAGACAGACUUAAGCUUAGAAGAAGGGGAAGAGGUGACGAUUGCACGAUAAAAACACCUCUACAGAGGAAAGUUAAAAUCGUUCGGCGUGUGUGUGCGUGCGCGCGCGAUCUACGACGACACGCGAUCAUCCCCUCAACGCUACUACUUUAACUACACCACCAUAACACGUGUUGUCGCUGUUGUGUGCGUGGUGUGUAGAAGAGGAUUGUUUUAUUUCUUUUUCACGCAAAAUCACUUGUAUCCCUUAUGGUUUUUUUUUUACUCUCGUUAUAAUUAUUACCCGGUCCCCGACUCCCCUCCCAUUUUUUUUGUUUGUUUGUUUUGCGAUACGUGUAAGUACUCUCUUUCGUAUGAUUAGAAAACAAACAGAGGAAACAAACUCGCUGUACAUAUAAACUCUAAACGAAACGAAAUGAGAUAAAUAAAAUCCGAACCCACAAAAAUAAAACUUAACAUCAGGUGCGAUUCAA